This is a messenger RNA of Callorhinchus milii (elephant shark), 1199 nucleotides long. RefSeq names its product urotensin-2 receptor 2 (gene ogfod3). The record is from RefSeq and is a predicted model, not a curated record. Lineage: Eukaryota; Metazoa; Chordata; Chondrichthyes; Chimaeriformes; Callorhinchidae. Bases 66 to 998 code for a protein of 310 amino acids. The transcript is spliced from 9 exons. Gene Ontology annotation, cellular component: membrane. Gene Ontology annotation, molecular function: oxidoreductase activity, acting on paired donors, with incorporation or reduction of molecular oxygen; L-ascorbic acid binding; iron ion binding.
CGGGUUGGGGUCGGGGGGCGUUGCUCCGCCGGGGGAGCCCCUCCCGCCAGCCCCGGACACAGCAGAUGGCGGCGCUGAGGAGAGCGGCGGCGGCGGAGCGCGCGGGCCCCGGGCUCGGCUACAGCAGUGUGCAGAAAAACAGAUUGAAGCGAGAACCACGGUGGACAUGGCUUCGGAUUAUGCUGCUGGUGCUGGGCAGUAUCUGUGGAGCCUGGCUCUUUGACUAUUUGUACAAUAACAAUGACCUCAUGGAAGUAUUUGCACGUCAGACUGAGAUUUUGGACGGAAAGGUGGUUGAGGUGCAGUGCUCUGAGGAUUACGAUAGUUACCAAAGGUUUGCAGGCUGCACUCCAGUGAAGUGCGGGCGGGCAGUGACGGACAGUGUGGUGAACAGAGAAGAGGCAGAGAAGAUGCUGAGUAUAGCGAGGAGAGGCCUGUCGCUGGGAGGCUCAGAUGGUGGUGCCUCGAUUCUUGACUUGCAUUCUGGAGCCCUGUCCAUGGGAAAGCAGUUUGUUAAUAUCUAUCGGUACUUUGGAGAGAAAGUGAAAGAGCUGUUUACUGCAGAAGACUUUAGAUUAUACAGUGAGCUGAGAUGGCGAAUUCAGCAAAGAGUAGCAGAGACGUUUGGGAUUGACCCGAAUGUCCUGCACCUGACAAAACCCACCUUCUUCUCAAGGAUGAACAGCACUGAGGCCAAGACAAUGCAUGACGAGUACUGGCACCCACACAUUGAUAAGGUAACAUAUGGAUCAUUUGAUUACACCUCACUGCUGUACCUCUCGGACUACAAGGCUGACUUUGGUGGGGGACGGUUUGUGUUUGUUGAUGAACAUGUCAACAGCACAGUAGAGCCUAGAAAAGGCCGGAUUUCCUUCUUCACGUCUGGUUCAGAGAACCUGCACUAUGUGGAAAAGGUGGAGAGGGGCACCCGCUACGCCAUCACCGUCUCCUUUACCUGUGACCCUGCACAUGCUGUCGACGACCCCACCUUACCGUGAGCGUACCGGAAACCUACCAGCUCCCAUCCCAACAACAUCUACAACCCACCACCGACCAAAGUCACAUUAACAUCAGCAACAGGACUGAGAGCGGAGGAAACAACACGUCUCCCUGCGGCACACAGACUUCAGAGACCAAUGUGUCCCUGUCUGUCCGCUCCGGGGAAUGUCACAAUAAAGGCAUUAACCAGUACCACAGGA